This is a messenger RNA of Syngnathoides biaculeatus (alligator pipefish), 4262 nucleotides long. It is a transcript of the gene nlgn4xa, whose product is annotated as neuroligin 4 X-linked a. Gene Ontology annotation, cellular component: synapse; postsynaptic specialization membrane; cell surface. The transcript is spliced from 7 exons. Gene Ontology annotation, biological process: modulation of chemical synaptic transmission; presynaptic membrane assembly; synaptic vesicle endocytosis. The coding region runs from base 477 to 2999 and encodes 840 amino acids. Gene Ontology annotation, molecular function: neurexin family protein binding; signaling receptor activity. The record is from RefSeq and is a predicted model, not a curated record. NCBI's taxonomy places the organism in Eukaryota, Metazoa, Chordata, Actinopteri, Syngnathiformes, Syngnathidae.
CACUGGCUUUCUGGCACCUCACUUGGCUCCAUCAGUUUGCAGUGCGGCUGCAGUGGCUCACUGAAACAUCAACUGUGUUCAGAAAAGCGCGUGUGUCCUCUCUCCGCGCAAGCAGCACACUACAGGAUUUCCAAGAGUUUUGCUGCAUCGUGUGCGCGCUUUGCCGAUCUGGAUUCCGACAGCAGCGGUUUUGUAGACCUGGAUUUAAAUGCACGUCUGUCUGGAGCUGCACAAGGGAGUUAAAAGGGCUGAGGUUCCCAUCAAGCUGGUGCAAAGGCAGCUGUGUCUAAGAUCAUCUUCUUUGCUGGAUGUUCGGACCCGAGGAACCCAGGAUGGGAAAUUCUAAGCAAGCCAUGUUGUUUUGUCAGGCCGCUGUCUCCAAGCUUUUUGCCUGAGAAAAGAAGGAGACAGAGCAGCAGUGAGGAACCCGAGUGUGGACUUAAACCACUACAGACUAGACUCAAGACAGCAGGAUCAUGUCUGCUUGCACAGUCCCCCCAUGGAUGUGUUCCACCAUAGCUGGGCUGCUGCUCUGGAUGGGGUCCAUGUCCAUCUCUGCACUCACAAUCCAGAGUCAACAGAACCCUGUUGUCACCACCAACUAUGGGAAGUUGCGAGGAGUGAAAGUCACGUUACCCAAUGAGAUCCUGGGACCAGUGGAACAAUAUUUGGGGAUUCCAUAUGCAUUGGCCCCAACGGGUGAACGGCGGUUUCAGGCCCCGGAGCCCCCGAUGUCCUGGCCGGGCAUCAGGAAUGCAACUCAGUUUGGUCCCGUUUGUCCUCAGUUUUUGGAAGAUCGCUUCCUGCACAAUGAUAUGCUCCCUGUGUGGUUCACGGCCAAUUUGGAUACACUGGUAACAUACGUGCAAGAGCAGAGUGAAGACUGCCUUUAUCUGAACGUCUACGUGCCCACUGAGGACGGAGCGAACUAUCACAGAAAAGGUGCAGAUUUCAACAGUAAUGAUGGUGGCAGUGAUCAAGAUAUUCACGACGAGAAUGGCUUAAAGCCGGUGAUGGUUUACAUUCAUGGGGGCUCCUUUAUGGAGGGAACCGGCAACAUGAUUGAUGGCAGCAUCCUGGCAAGCUACGGCAACGUCAUUGUCAUCACAAUCAACUAUCGCCUCGGCGUUCUGGGGUUCCUGAGCACAGGAGACCAGGCAGCCAAGGGCAACUAUGGCCUGCUUGAUCAAAUUCAGGCUCUCAGGUGGAUCAAGGAAAACAUCCAGGCCUUCAAAGGAGACCCAAAACGAGUGACCAUUUUCGGCUCUGGUGCUGGAGCCUCGUGUGUCAGCCUGCUGACUCUCUCGCAUUACUCGGAAGAUAUGUUCCAGAAAGCUAUCAUACAGAGCGGCACAGCACUUUCUAGUUGGGCAGUCAACUACCAGCCUGCCAAGUACACACGAGUCCUGGCUGAGAAGGUGGGCUGCAACAUGCUGGACACCAUAGACCUGGUGGGGUGCCUCCAGAACAAGAACUACAAGGAGUUGAUUGAGCAGUAUGUGACGCCUGCCAAGUACCACAUUGCCUUUGGUCCUGUGAUCGACGGCGACGUAAUACCUGACGAUCCUCAAAUCCUCAUGGAACAAGGCGAGUUUCUCAACUACGACAUUAUGUUGGGUGUCAAUCAAGGCGAGGGAUUCAAGUUUGUGGACGGGAUAGUGGACAGUGAGGAUGGGGUCUCCGCAAAUGAUUUUGACUUUGCUGUGUCUGACUUUGUGGACCAUCUUUAUGGCUACCCCGAGGGCAAGGACACUCUACGUGAGACAAUCAAGUUCAUGUACACUGACUGGGCAGACAAGGAGAAUCCAGAGAACCGCCGCAAGACCCUGGUAGCACUGUUCACAGACCACCAGUGGGUGGCGCCUGCAGUGGCUACAGCUGAUCUCCAUGCCCAAUAUGGGUCCCCCACCUACUUUUAUGCUUUUUACCACCACUGUCAGAGCGACAUGAAGCCCAGCUGGGCCGACUCAGCCCACGGUGAUGAAGUACCCUAUGUAUUCGGUAUCCCAAUGAUUGGCCCGACAGAUCUCUUCAACUGCAAUUUCUCCAAGAAUGAUGUGAUGCUGAGUGCUGUCGUCAUGACCUACUGGACAAACUUUGCCAAAACAGGUGACCCAAAUCAACCAGUUCCACAGGAUACAAAGUUCAUUCACACAAAGCCCAACAGGUUUGAGGAGGUAGCCUGGACAAAGUAUAAUCCCAAGGACCAGCUCUACCUCCACAUUGGUCUCAAACCAAGGGUCCGAGAUCACUAUCGUGCCACCAAGGUCGCCUUCUGGCUGGAGCUGGUGCCGCAUCUCCACAACAUCAAUGAAUUCUUCCAGUACGUGUCAACCACAACCAAAAUACCGCCACAAGACACCACACCGUACCCUUACACCAAACGUUUUCCUGGCAAAAACAAUUGGCCCUCUACCACUCGCCAUCCUGGGGUGCCAUCCAGCAAUACCAAGCACACCACGGAUCAGCGCAAAAGCGACGACUUCAUUGACGAGUCAACUGUGUUGAUCGAGACCAAGCGGGACUAUUCCACCGAGCUUAGCGUCACCAUUGCUGUGGGCGCCUCGCUGCUCUUCUUAAACAUCCUGGCCUUCGCUGCGCUAUAUUACAAAAAAGACAAGCGACGUGCCGACUCAACCCGCCACGCUGCCACCCCGCAGCGCAAUUCCACGCCGGUCAACGCGCCCUCGACCGCCAAUGAUGUGGCCAACCUGCAGAGCGAGGAAUUGAUGACGCUCCAGAUGAAGCAGCAGCAGCUGGAACACGAGCAACAGCGUGAGUCCAUGCAAGUCCACGACACCCUGCGCCUCACCUGCCCACCCGACUACACCCUCACGUUGCGCCGCUCCCCCGACGACAUACCAUUGAUGACGCCGAGCACCAUCACCAUGAUCCCGAACUCACUGGCUGGCAUGCAGCCUCUGCACAACUUCAAUACUUUUGGAGGCAGCCAAAACAGUACCAACCUGCCCCACGGCCACUCCACCACACGGGUAUAGCUCUGUUGGGAUCGAACCGCACCAGAGUCCCACGGAGAGGGAGAACUGAUUUGACACAGACAAAUGGUAGUGAUGUGAAGCACAGACUCCAAAAUUUCACAGAGAAAUUAUUUUGCUACGCUGCCUUCUUGACAAGCAUACAUAGUUAAAAAAAAAAAAAAAAAAAAAACAAAGAUAUCUUUUUCAACAAAGAAAAUAUGAAUUGUGAAUGUCAAUGUAGUAAUAUGGAGAUAAGCUUCAUGGAGCUCUAUCAACACAAAAGCAACAACAGUGAAUGACUGAGUUGCUAUUCACCAUAUAAAAAAAGCAACCUAAUGCAUUGCGAUAACUGAGAUACAAAAAUAUCCUCUGGAAUCUCAUUUUUACUGAUUAUAAGUGUUUCAGACUCCUCGCUAGGUAAUGAAUAUUAUCACUAUCAAAAGAGAACUGUGACCAUUAAAAAAGAAGAAAAAGAGAUUCAUCCUAUUGCUGUUUUUGAUUGUUUUGUUCCAAGAUUUCUGUUGAGCUGUAAAUACUGUAUGGCACAUCCUGUUUCCCAUGAUUCAAUUUUUUUUUUACCUGCACAACCAAAACAAUUUAUGCCUUUGAGAGUUGCGCAUUUUGGGCCUCCAGGCCAUGUUGUAAAUAUUGUUAUAUUGUUUUGUGGGAUCCUUUUUAGUUGUUUGCAAGGAUUUUUUUUUUCUGUUCCAAACGUCCAACACUGAGCAAUUUGGUCUGCUGUCAGGUGGUUUUGCUUCAAAUUGUGUGUGUGUGUGUGUGUGUGUGUGUGUGUGUGUGUGUGUUGGGGUAGAUUUUUAAAACUGUAUUUAUACUGUUUAUUUCUGCCUGCACCAACAAUGUGGCCAGAAAUAUAGAAAUACAUUCAUCCAGGCAGCAUCACUAUUAGUUGUAAAAGAAUAAAUGAUGGAACAUACUGUAUGUUACAUACUUCAAAUUCUACUCAUGUGCUAGCAAUAUGUUAAGUAUUGUGUCAAGCUUGUGAUAUAUUUUGGGUUAAAAGCAAGUUAAUGAAUGUAAAUAGUCUAUUUAUUAUGAAAUGAAAGCAGAAUAACUCAAUGUUAAUUUGUUUUGCAUCUCCUAUGCUACGAAUAGGAAAACACUACAUCUGCUACAUCUAUUUAUCGAAGGAAAAAAAAAUUAAGAUAAGGACAUUUUAAAAAUGUUGGUUUCUUAUACAGUGUUUGUGUGCUAUUUUGCCUUAAGUGAUAAUAGAGAUGCUAUUUCUGGCUGGACACAUGUAUAAAGUUUUUCUGCAAUGUUUUU